UAAGGGGCAGAGAGCCUCCCCUCCUCACUGCGCUAUAAAAGAGACCCAGCAAAGGGACCCUACCAGCUUCUAGCUCUCAGCCUGGGUGAAGGUGUGAAAAGCAAAGCCUGAGACCUUCGGAUCACAGCCCACCAGCUCAGAGGCACCGCCAGCAUGUUUCCUUCCUUCAAACUUCAGGGUCACUUCGUCCUGAUCUUCCUGCUGGCUCUGAGAGGGGAGAGCCGGUACCUAGAGCUGCGGGAAGCGGUGGACCAUGACCCCUUCCUGCUCCUCAGCGCCGACCUGAAGCGGGAGCUGGCGGGGGAGCAGCUGUACCGCCGCGCUCUCCGCUGCCUGGACAUGCUGAGCCUCCAGGGCCAGUUCACCUUCACCGCCGACCGGCCACAGCUGCACUGUGCUGCGUUCUUCAUCAGCGAGCCCGAGGAGUUCAUCGCCAUCCGCUAUGACCUGGUCUCCAUCGACUGUCAGCGCGGGGACUUCCUGAAGGUGUUUGAUGGUUGGAUUCUCAAGGGAGAGAAGUUCCCCAGUUCCCAGGAUCACCCUCUCCCCACCACUGAGCGGUACAUAGAUUUCUGUGAGAGUGGGCUUAGCAGAAGGAGCAUCAGAUCAUCCCAGAACGUGGCCAUGAUCUUCUUCCGGAUCCAUGAGCCAGGAAAUGGAUUCACAUUAACCAUAAAGACAGAUCCCAACCUCUUUCCCUGCAAUGUCAUUUCCCAGACCCCAAAUGGAAGGUUUACCCUGGUAGUUCCACAUCAGCAUCGAAACUGCAGCUUCUCCAUUAUUUAUCCUGUGGCGAUCAAAAUAUCUGAUCUCACCCUGGGACACUUAAAUGGUCUACAGGUAAAGAAGCCCUCAGCAAGUUGUGGAGGAAUAGGAGACUUUGUGGAACUGCUGGGAGGAAAUGGACUGGACCCUACCAAGAUGAUGCCUUUAGCUGAUCUCUGCUAUCCCUUUGAUGGUCCUGCCCAAAUGAAAAUUGGCUGUGACAACACUGUGGUGCGCAUGGUCUCCAGUGGAAAACACAUAAAUCGUGUGACUUUUGAGUACCGCCAGCUGGAACCAUAUGAACUGGGAAACCCAAGUGGAAACAGUAUCCGGGAAUUCUGUUUGUCUAGUCUUUGAAUAACCAACCCAAUGAUUUAUAUGCUGCUAACUAAGUGAGUCUUUAAUGGCUGUUAUAUAUGAUUUUGAUGACGAGCUAGUUAAAAGCCUUUCAUACCAGUCAGUAUUCCUAGUGUUGAGCACACAUCACACACAUACAAGCAUUCAUUUUUGUACCUUGCUUCUUUUACAUUUUAACAUAUAAAUCACUACAUGGCAGAAAAUAAGCUCCACCUUUGGUAGAAAAAGUUUUCUGUAAUUCUUUGGUAUGCUACAAACCUGAGCUGGUAAAACAAGUACAAGGCAAUGUGCAAUAAAAAAAUUGUAUCUCAAGAGAAAGUGCUACAAAUAAAUUAAAAUGGUGGUUUCAUAGUAAUUUCAUAACAAAAAACAAUGGAAUGUCUGUGUAUACCAAAGUAGUUGCAUCUGUUUGCUUAUUUGUUUAUUAUUCUGUUUACAAGAGAUAAUAGUUAUAGCUAUUAUUUAUUAAUUUGUAACAACUUGUUCUUAACAAAACUUCAUAGCAUGGAAAAAAAUUUCCAUCCACAAAUACAAACAUGAAUAAAUAUAUAUACAGAAU
Manis javanica (Malayan pangolin) is the source of this 1681-nucleotide messenger RNA. RefSeq names its product corticotropin releasing hormone binding protein (gene CRHBP). Gene Ontology annotation, molecular function: corticotropin-releasing hormone binding. NCBI's taxonomy places the organism in Eukaryota, Metazoa, Chordata, Mammalia, Pholidota, Manidae. The record is from RefSeq and is a predicted model, not a curated record. Gene Ontology annotation, biological process: negative regulation of corticotropin-releasing hormone receptor activity; negative regulation of corticotropin secretion; hormone-mediated signaling pathway.